GUGAGGGGGCAGCAGAGGAGGGGCCCAUGUUGUGAAUGCUUCCUAUGGGCUGAUGCAGUCACUGGCUGGCCAGGCUGGACUCGUCAUUCAACCACCCUGAGCCAACUUUCUCUUUUCUCUCAGCUCCCUCGCCCUGGACUGUUUCUGAGGAUCAGACCUCAAACCUCUGCUCUGCUGAGUGUUUACGUCUCUGCUCUGCUGUCUGUUUUCAGGGUUACAGUGGAUACUGCAUGUGUUUACCUGCCAUGAUGAGACUCACGUUUGGGACUCUGCACAUCAAGGAGAACCCUUGUGCCUCUUUGUCUAGCAUCACAGUUGCUCUCUGUCUUCUCACCCUGAUCCUGAUGGCCCUCAGGAACCGAAAGAGCCACCACCAACACCACCACCAGCAGCACUCCCAUUUGGACCACACAAAAUACCCCCCUCCUCCUGGCCCCACGCCGUGGCCCCUUGUCGGCAAUCUGCUCCAGAUGGGGGACCAGAUUCACCUUUCUCUAACCCGCUUGAGGCUCCGUUAUGGCGAUGUUUUCACGAUGCAUCUCGGCUCUUUGACUGUCGUCGUCCUGAGUGGAUACACCACCAUCAGACAGGCGCUGGUUCGGCAGGGAGAAGCUUUUGCUGGCAGACCUGACCUAUUCACCUUUUCUGCUGUAGCCAACGGGACCAGUAUGACCUUUAGUGAGAAGUAUGGACCGGCCUGGAUGCUCCAUAAGAAGCUGUGUAAGAACGCCCUCAGGUCUUUCUCCCAGGCUGAGCCCAGAGGAUCUGGUGCCACCUGCCUCCUGGAGGAGCAUGUCUGCGCUGAGGCGGCGGAGAUGGUGGAGGUGAUUCAGGAACAGGCUGCUGCUGAAGGAGACAUGACAGGUGUAGAUCCGGUGACGCCCCUGGCGACCUCGGUGGCAAAUGUUGUGUGCGCCCUCUGCUUUGGGAAAAGAUACGACUACAAUGACAAGGAGUUCCUCACUAUUGUUCACAUCAACAACGAGGUCCUGCGGAUCUUUGCAGCAGGGAACCUGGCUGAUUUCUUCCCUGUGUUCCGCUACUUUCCGAGUCCAUCUCUGAGGAAGAUGGUCCAGCACAUCCACAGGAUGAACAGAUUCAUGGAGCGGAGCAUUGAGGAACACAUCAACACCUUUGAUAAGAACUGUAUCCGGGACAUUACCGACGCUCUGAUUUCACUUUGUGAGGACAGAGAAGACAAUAAGGACAUGUCUAUGCUCUCCAACUCUCAGAUCAUUCACAGUGUCAUUGACAUCUUUGGAGCAGGAUUUGACACCAUCAUUGCUGGUUUACAGUGGAGCCUGUUGUACCUCAUUAAGUUUCCUGACAUCCAGGACAGAAUACACCAGGAGAUAGGUGAACACAUUGGCACAGACAGACUGCCGAGGUUUUCGGAUAAGCCCAAGAUGCCUUUCACAGAGGCGUUCAUAUAUGAAGUGUUUCGUCAUGCUUCAUAUGUCCCUUUUACCAUUCCUCACUGCACCACGAGAAACGUCACCCUGAAUGGAUACUUCAUUCCCAAAGAUACCUGUGUCUUCAUUAACCAGUAUCAAGUCAAUCAUGACGUCGAUCUUUGGGGUGACCCGGAUUCAUUUCGCCCUCAGCGCUUCCUGGCUUCAUCAGGACUCCUCAACAAGGAGCUGACGGAGAAGGUUCUCCUCUUCGGCAUGGGGAAGAGACGAUGUCUCGGUGACGGAUUUGCCCGUUUGGAGAUGUUUGUGUUUCUCACCACGCUGCUUCACAGGCUGCGGAUUGAAAACGUUCCCGGGCAGGAGCUGGAUCUCAGCACCGAUUUUGGGCUGACUAUGAAACCACGUCCGUACAGGAUUACAUUUUCCCCGAGGUUUUAGACGGCCAACAAACAAAUUAUGCUCUGUGUGGAUGUUUCACACAUCAACAACAAAAUGGAAAGAUAUUGUAUAUAGAAAUGUGUUGAGAUUUUGUAGAAAUAGUAUGAAUAUGAACUAUCUUCAUGUCAUUCAGUGCUUCUGUGCUCAUACUUUCAUCUCACAGUCUGGGCAGGCCGGGCACAAAAUCAGUGAUAUAGUUGGUGGUGUGUACUUCCUGACAUAGUGUGCUAAUUUCAGUAGUCUGAAUGUCAGCGUAUGUUUGUAUGAUAACAUCUGAGGUCAUACUUCAAAAUA
Larimichthys crocea (large yellow croaker) is the source of this 2144-nucleotide messenger RNA. It is a transcript of the gene cyp1d1, whose product is annotated as cytochrome P450, family 1, subfamily D, polypeptide 1. Gene Ontology annotation, biological process: hormone biosynthetic process; progesterone metabolic process. Bases 231 to 1850 code for a protein of 539 amino acids. The record is from RefSeq and is a predicted model, not a curated record. NCBI's taxonomy places the organism in Eukaryota, Metazoa, Chordata, Actinopteri, Sciaenidae. The transcript is spliced from 8 exons. Gene Ontology annotation, molecular function: iron ion binding; steroid 17-alpha-monooxygenase activity; oxidoreductase activity, acting on paired donors, with incorporation or reduction of molecular oxygen, reduced flavin or flavoprotein as one donor, and incorporation of one atom of oxygen.